AUGAUGGCCGAUGGACCAACUCAACACCAUCGUGUAAAGGUUUGACAGUCUGAUUACCUAAAAAUUGCUGACCUUCUUGUCCUAUUUUUUUUAAAACUGACAAGCUGAUGUUGUAACCUGAGAAAUUAGAGUUACUUCGAAGGAUAUUUUGUCUAAAAAAAGUUGACAAAACGAUUUUUCGCAGUUAAUAUUGUGAUUGCUGUCACUGAGAUCGAGAGAUAUACCCUCCAAUGAAAUCCCAAAUCUACGAUUGAUUUUUCAGAACAAUAAUAAUAAUAAUAAUAAUAAUAAUAACAAUAAUAAUAAUUUAAACAUAUUUAUACAGGAUCAGUUGAUAGUUUUGAGGCAGCUUUGAAGUAGAUGAUCCUCGCUGCUCGUCUUUGUAGUCUUUCAAUCUUGUCACAGUUUCCUUGUCCAAAUUCAUGCCACACAGAAUCACAAUAAUCUAGAACUGGGAGGACCAUGAACUGAAAGAUCAUCAUCGAUAAAGGCCGAUCAUCUAAUGGCUAAGAGUUGGGCUUUAGCUGGCGGUUCCGCUGCAAAUUUAGAAUGCAAUACAGACUUUUAUAUGCGGAAACCGUUCUUACCAUAGCGUAAUCUAUUGCCGUCCCACAUUGCAGCCUCCUGUUUACCUCCUGCUGGAAUAAAACACGGUGUUCACAUCGGUAAUGACUAUGGUCACGGAAAAACAGUUCGAUUCCAGUGUGAUCGUGAAUACACCCUUGAAGGCAGGGCUCGAGUGACUUGUACUGAUGGAAAAUGGGACUCUGACCCACCCAACUGUAAAGGUAUCUAUUAUAGGAGUGCGUUUAAAGUGAAUGCACAUAUUACUGACCUCGUUUUGCUCUAAUGUUGCUGAUUAUUUCAUAUCUUCUUACCUGAAGAUUUUAAGGAGUGUGCUUCAGGAAGAAACAAUCUACUCUACUUAUUGCUAAAUCACCCUUUGAUACGAGCCCAAACCACCUCCUCUCCACCCUCGACUAGGAAAGGCUAUCUCUUCGGCGAGAGAAACAGGAAGCCUUAAGGAUGUAUAAAACUAUGAAUGACCUUGCUCCGGAAUAUCCACAAAGUCUUUUCUCUCAGCGUCAUUCUCCUAACAACUUAAGAAACUCUGAAGGAAGGCUGACCCUGUCCAAACCAAGCACCAAUUAUUUGAAACGAAGCUUCUCUUACAGUGGGGCCCUGUUAUGGAAUAACAUGCCCAAAAGCUUAAAAAUGCUGCAUCUGUUAAACAUUUUAACCGAAAUACCACAGAUUCCCCCACGGCAAUCGUAUAAAGCAGCUGUAAUUAGUUUUAGUUUUAAACUUAAGCUUAACCAAUGAUUUUCCGUGUAUAAAUAAAGAUUUAUACAUCUGACUGAAUUUAUGAAACCAUUGCUGCAGUGAGUGUCUACAGGUCCUAUGCUAAGUUUGUCCUUGGUACAAAGACUUUGACCCUCCCCACCCAGGACAAUGGGUGACUAUCUGUGCCGCCCAUUGAGCUCUGCAAUUGUCAUGAUAAUCAUUCUCAGCUAAGGCCUGAUUCAGCCGGCUAGGGUAAAUUAAGAACAAGGUAUAUGCCAGUCAAAGCCUCUACUGAUAACUACUGCUUACCAAAGGGGUUGUUUCAAAACAGCCCCCUUCCUACCCCAAUAGUUUUGACCCUUAGGCCUGAUCCACCCACCCACUGUUACGGCAGCCCCUGGGCAUAACUAUAUCUACCCGAUAAAGUUGUAAAUAUAGUUUAUUUUAUGUGAAGACAUAAUUUUUUUUUCUUGUGACGUAUUUAUUUCACAGUUUUGCGUUUAAAUUAUACAAUCAAACUCUUUCAACGAAGACCAGUGCGUUAAUUACUUGUUGUAGAGUAACUUCAUUCAUCUUUUUUUGUUGUUGUUCUAGACAUCAACGAAUGUUCUACCAACUCUCAUAGCUGUGACGUAAAUGCGGUGUGCGGCAAUACUCUGGGUUCUUACACAUGCGCUUGCAAACCAGGAUACUCGGGUAAUGGAAGAACAUGCUCUGGUAAGUUGAAUAGUGUAAUUAAAAAACAAAGUGUUUAUGCUAAAUUUGUCUUUAGCAGUAUACUGAAGCAAGUACCCCACGCAAAAACUCACAAAAUCUGAUGACACUAUUGUGUGUAACCCAGUUAAAUAGGCAACAUUGGGUGUUCAUCAAAAAAUACAUCAAACUAAUUAUAAAAAGCUAAAAUACACCAGGCAGAUGAACUUCGAAAAAUAUAUCUAUUUGAUAAAGUUGUAAGUAUAGUUUAUUUUAGGUAAAGACCUUAUUUUUUUUUUCUUGUACAUAUUUAUUUCACAGUUUUGCGUUUAAAUUAUACAAUCAAACUCUUUCAACGAAGACCAGUGCGUUAAUUACUUGUAGUAGAGUAACGUCAUUCAUCUUUUUUUGUUGUUGUUCUAGACAUCAACGAAUGUUCUACCAACUCUCAUAGCUGUGACGUAAAUGCGGUGUGCGGCAAUACUCUGGGUUCUUACACAUGCGCUUGCAAACCAGGAUACUCGGGUAAUGGAAGAACAUGCUCUGGUAAGUUGAAUAGUGUAAUUAAAAAACAAAGUGUUUAUGCUAAAUUUGUCUUUAGCAGUAUACUGAAGCAAGUACCCCACGCAAAAACUCACAAAAUCUGAUGACACUAUUGUGUGUAACCCAGUUAAAUAGGCAACAUUGGGUGUUCAUCAAAAAAUACAUCAAACUAAUUAUAAAAAGCUAAAAUACACCAGGCAGAUGAACUUCGAAAAAUAUAUCUAUUUGAUAAAGUUGUAAGUAUAGUUUAUUUUAGGUAAAGACCUUAUUUUUUUUUUCUUGUACAUAUUUAUUUCACAGUUUUGCGUUUAAAUUAUACAAUCAAACUCUUUCAACGAAGACCAGUGCGUUAAUUACUUGUAGUAGAGUAACGUCAUUCAUCUUUUUUUGUUGUUGUUCUAGACAUCAACGAAUGUUCUACCAACUCUCAUAGCUGUGACGUAAAUGCGGUGUGCGGCAAUACUCUGGGUUCUUACACAUGCGCUUGCAAACCAGGAUACUCGGGUAAUGGAAGAACAUGCUCUGGUAAGUUGAAUAGUGUAAUUUAAAAACAAAGUGUUUAUGCUAAAUUUGUCUUUAGCAGUAUACUGAAGCAAGUACCCCACGCAAAAACUCACAAAAUCUGAUGACACUAUUGUGUGUAACCCAGUUAAACAGGCAACGAUGGGUGUUCAUAAAAAAUACAUCAAACUAAAAGCUAAAAUACACCAGAUGAAUUUCUAAAAAUAUAUCUAUUCCUUAAAGUUGUAAAUAUAGUUUAUUUUAUGUGAAGACAUAAUUUGUUUUCUUGUAACGUAUUUAUUUCACAGUUUUGCGUUUGAAUUAUACAAUAUCAAACUCUUUUAACGUAGACCAGUGUGUUUUUACUUCUAGUAGAGUAACUUCAUUCAUCUUUUUUUUUUGUUUCAGACAUCAACGAAUGUUCUUCCAACUCUCAUAGCUGUGACGUAAAUGCGAUGUGUGGCAAUACUCUGGGUUCUUACACAUGCGCUUGCAAACCAGGAUACUCGGGUAAUGGAAGAACAUGCUCUGGUAAGUUGAAUAGUGUAAUUUAAAAACAAAGUGUUCAUGCUAAAUUUGCCUUUAGCAGUAUGUGAAGCAAUUACCCCACGCAAAAACUCACAAAAUCUGAUGACACUAUUGUGUGUAACCCAGUUAAACAGGCAAAGAUGGGUAACCAUAAAAAAAUACAUCAAACUAAAAAGCUAAAAUACACCUGAUGAAUUUCUAAAAAUAUAUCUAUUGGAUAAAGUAGUAAAUAUAGUUUAUUUUAUGUGAAGACAUAAUUUUUUUCUUGUAAUGUAUUCAAUGUAUAUUUAUGGAUUGGUUUCUCAAAGAUAUUACCUUGCAAGCUACUCCAAAAUUCGAGUGCAAAUAUAAUAAAAAUUAUGUAUGUAUGCAAACUUCUAGCUUUAAAAUUUUUGUAAUGGCAACAACAUGUUUGUAUGUAGAUAUCGACGAAUGCACUACCAACUCUCACAGCUGUGACGUCAAUGCGGUGUGUAGUAAUACCGUGGGAUCUUACGCAUGCGCAUGUAAAGCAGGAUUCACAGGAGAUGGAAACACCUGCACUGGUGAGCCGUUUAAGUCUAAUUGA
Molecule: messenger RNA, 4117 nt
Organism: Porites evermanni
Lineage: Eukaryota; Metazoa; Cnidaria; Anthozoa; Scleractinia; Poritidae
Source: the annotation of a GenBank genome assembly